This is a messenger RNA of Camelina sativa (false flax), 625 nucleotides long. Lineage: Eukaryota; Viridiplantae; Streptophyta; Magnoliopsida; Brassicales; Brassicaceae. The record is from RefSeq and is a predicted model, not a curated record.
ACAAACAGAUCAUACGUACCAUGAAGAAUUCCUCCAACGGCGACCAACCCAUCCAAAGCCGUGUCAAGGCCAAGGCUUGGUCGACUGAUUUGUGCGAAUGUUGGAUAAACAUAAACUCAUGUUGCUUGACUUGUUGGUGUCCAUGUGUUGCCUUUGGACGCAUCGCAGAGGUUGUAGACAGAGGAUCCACGUCUUGUGGUGUGAGCGGAGCAUUGUACAUGAUCAUAUUCAUGCUGACCGGGUUCGGAGGAAGCAGUCUCUACUCUUGCUUUUACCGAACAAAACUAAGAGCCCAGUACAAUCUCAAGGAGAGACCUUGUUGUGACUGUUGUGUCCACUUUUGCUGCGAGCCAUGCGCUCUUUGUCAAGAGUAUAGGCAACUUCAAAACAACAAAGCCUUCGACUUGUCCAUCGGGUGGCAUGGGAAUAUGGAACGACAAGCACGACUUGCGGCUGCAUCUGCAUUUGCGCCUUCCGCUCCUCCAUCGCUUCAAGAGCCCAUGUCUAGAUUGAAUUAGAUUUGUUUAUCUAUAUAUCAACAACAAGUUACAUAUCUACGAGACACUAUGCAUGUCUAUUAAAGUUGUUUGGAUCCCGUGACGUUAUUUGUAUCGCAUUUGGUGUG